This is a messenger RNA of Colius striatus (speckled mousebird), 526 nucleotides long. Its product is annotated as cytochrome c oxidase subunit 6A1, mitochondrial. Gene Ontology annotation, biological process: mitochondrial electron transport, cytochrome c to oxygen. The record is from RefSeq and is a predicted model, not a curated record. The coding region runs from base 39 to 365 and encodes 108 amino acids. Gene Ontology annotation, molecular function: enzyme regulator activity. Gene Ontology annotation, cellular component: mitochondrial inner membrane. The transcript has 3 exons. NCBI's taxonomy places the organism in Eukaryota, Metazoa, Chordata, Aves, Coliiformes, Coliidae.
GCGGGUUCCGGUUCCGGUGCGGCCGCGGACGGGAGGGGAUGGCGGCGCUCGGGAGGGUCCCGCGGCUGCUGCUCGGCGCCGCCGCGCCGCGCGCAACGCCGGGGCGGACCAUGGCGGCGGCCGCGGCCCACGAGGGCGGCGGAGCCCGCCUCUGGAAGCUCUUGUCCUUCGUGGUUGCUCUCCCUGGGGUUGGCGUUUGCAUGCUGAACUGCUACUUGAAGGGAAAGGAAGAGCAUGAGAGACCCGAGUUUGUUCCUUACCCUCACCUCCGGAUCAGGACCAAGCGUUUCCCCUGGGGUGACGGGAACAAAACUCUGUUCCACAACCCCCAUGUUAAUGCUCUCCCAACCGGUUAUGAAGAUUAAAACUGAGAUCCUGACUACAGACAGAACUUCAUCUUUUUCCAUCUUGGACCAUAAGGUUGUGUGGGCAUCUUCACAGAGGGAACUGCAUUCCUGCUACGAUGAUGCAGAGUGGGGUCUGAGCUUGUGUAGAGGUCCUUUAAAUAAACAACCCUGAACUUGAA